GCAUCCACCAGAGACGCUCUGAAUAACAAAAGUAUCAAGCCAUUGUUGAACGCAUUUAACCAGAUUCCUGGGAGUGAAAAUGAAAAGAAGUGUACCUUGGAUCAAGCUUUCAGAGUUAUUGUAGAAGAAGAAAUAAUAAACAAAGCUCCAUGUGAAAAUCUCCUGGCAAUUAUUUCUCUUGCUAUUAAUGGAGUCACAGAAGGUAUCUGCACUGCAUCAACCCCAUUUGUGCUUCUGGGGGAUGUUCUGGAUUGCCUGCCUUUGGAUCAGUGUGACAAAAUCUUCACUUUUGUGGAGAAAAAUGUUGCUACGUGGAAAUCGAAUACAUUUUACUCUGCAGGGAAAAAUUACUUGCUACGAAUGUGCAAUGACCUCCUAAGAAGAUUAUCGAAGUCACAAAACACAGUCUUCUGUGGAAGAAUUCAGCUGUUCUUGGCUAGGUUAUUUCCACUUUCAGAAAAGUCAGGACUUAACUUGCAGAGUCAGUUUAACCUGGAAAAUGUCACUGUUUUCAAUACCAAUGAACAUGAGAGCACUCUAGGACAGAAGCACACUGAGGAGAGAGAAGAAGGAAUGGAUGUAGAAGAAGGUGAAAUGGGAGAUGAUGAAGCACCAACAAGUUGUUCUAUUCCAAUAGAUUAUAACCUGUAUAGAAAAUUCUGGUCACUUCAAGAUUACUUUAGAAAUCCUGUGCAGUGCUAUGAGAAGGUCUCAUGGAAAACUUUUCUUAAG
Molecule: messenger RNA, 732 nt
Organism: Cariama cristata (Red-legged seriema)
Lineage: Eukaryota; Metazoa; Chordata; Aves; Cariamiformes; Cariamidae
Product: THO complex subunit 1-like
Exons: 9
Biological process (GO): regulation of DNA-templated transcription elongation; mRNA export from nucleus
Cellular component (GO): THO complex part of transcription export complex
Source: RefSeq, a predicted model, not a curated record